Messenger RNA from Mus musculus (house mouse), 2701 nucleotides. It is a transcript of the gene Hoxb9, whose product is annotated as homeobox B9. Gene Ontology annotation, molecular function: DNA binding; DNA-binding transcription factor activity, RNA polymerase II-specific; sequence-specific double-stranded DNA binding. Gene Ontology annotation, cellular component: nucleoplasm; nucleus. Bases 213 to 965 code for a protein of 250 amino acids. Gene Ontology annotation, biological process: regulation of DNA-templated transcription; skeletal system development; DNA-templated transcription. The record is from RefSeq and is marked validated. NCBI's taxonomy places the organism in Eukaryota, Metazoa, Chordata, Mammalia, Rodentia, Muridae. The transcript has 2 exons.
AAUCAUUUUGCAAGGAGCUCCGAGCCGGGCUGCUCCACUGUACUUUGUUGGCUGAGAAGUUGAGCAGGGGGUGGGGGUGGGAGGGUGGGGGUCUGGGGGGGGUCGCGUCCGAAAGCCCUCUGCACCGGGUCCGUGUGCCACCUUUUCCCUGCUUGGGCGCCGCGGCGCGAGCGCUUCCCUUCCCCCUGCGAGCGCGCGGAUAAUGUCUGAGAAUGUCCAUUUCUGGGACGCUUAGCAGCUAUUAUGUCGACUCGAUCAUAAGUCACGAGAGCGAGGACGCGCCUCCAGCCAAGUUUCCUUCGGGCCAGUACGCGAACCCGCGGCAGCCGGGCCACGCCGAGCACCUGGACUUCCCCUCGUGCAGCUUCCAGCCCAAAGCGCCGGUGUUCGGCGCCUCCUGGGCGCCGCUGAGCCCGCACGCCUCGGGGAGCCUGCCGUCUGUCUACCACCCCUACCUGCAGCCCCAGGGCGCGCCGGCGGCCGAAAGCAGGUACCUCCGCACCUGGCUAGAGCCGGCGCCGCGCGCCGAGGCCGCCCCGGGGCAGGGCCAGGCGGCCGUGAAGGCGGAGCCGCUGCUGGGCGCGCCGGGGGAGCUGCUCAAACAGGGCACGCCCGAGUACAGUUUGGAAACUUCGGCGGGCAGGGAGGCUGUCCUGUCUAAUCAAAGAGCUGGCUACGGGGACAAUAAAAUUUGCGAAGGAAGCGAGGACAAAGAGAGGCCGGAUCAAACCAACCCCUCUGCCAACUGGCUGCACGCCCGCUCUUCCCGGAAAAAGCGCUGUCCCUACACCAAAUACCAGACGCUGGAGCUAGAGAAGGAGUUUCUGUUCAAUAUGUACCUCACCAGGGACCGCAGGCAUGAAGUGGCCAGACUCCUCAAUCUGAGUGAGAGACAAGUCAAAAUCUGGUUUCAGAACCGGCGGAUGAAAAUGAAGAAGAUGAAUAAGGAGCAGGGCAAAGAGUAAAGAUGACCACCCCCCCUUCCCCAGCUCACUCUUAUUAUUUAUGUGAUGGUCAAAAAGCCACUGCUGUCUGGGUUGUACCCAAGUGAGUGGGGAAGAGUAUCUCCUCUUUAAAAUCCCUCAUCUGCACCUGGAGCCUGUCUCCUCUCCUUUGCGCCUCUCUCUCUCUCUCUCUCUCUCUCUCUCUCUCUCUCUCUCUCUCUCUCCACUCUCCUGGUGUUAAGAGGAAAUUUUAUUAAGUUAGAAGCUAGCUAUACUUGGUUCCUAGAAAAGUGAUGAGCCUCGCUCCGAGGAAAGAGACCCUAGUCGAGCUCCUAGCAUCCCUGCUAAUUUUUCUGGAAAACCCCAGCCCCUCUCUUCCAGUCUGCCUGUUCCCUCCCUGUAACCUAGCCAGACGCCACCCAGGUACAGUUUAACUGCACACAGCCCAGUGGAUGCCCACAGACAUAGAGUUUGGAGUCUAUGCUAAUCAUCGUGGAGAAAGGACAUCAAGACGUUGUUCAUCAAACCAAGCAGGGCAGCUCUCAGAUCAGGUUCAUUUUGGUUGUGCCCUGAUCCAAACACACACUAGGAAGAUGUCUAGAGAUGCCCUCAAUGAGGCACUGCAGUCCCAAAGUCUCAACAUCCCAAUAUGUAUCCUAUGGAAUUGCCAGCUAGACCCCAUAUCUGGGGAGGCCUGUGGGCAGAUGUGGCCAUUCCUGUCCCCAAGCUGUUGUGAGCUAGAAAGGGCAAGAAAAAGCAGGGAGUGGUUUUAUGAAGGUACCAUUAGUGGAGUCCCCUCGUAUUUUCCCUGCAGGAAGUGUUUAAUUCUGCAUGUUUUCCUUUCCUUCCAACUAAAGGAGGUCAAAUUGUGGGUUGUAGAGCCCUGACAGUGCUGUUUCCCCAUUCAUACAUUCCUAUCCCCAUUUGACAGAAUGUAACUUUUCUUGCUGACCACAGUCUCAGAUUCCUCUCUAUCCUCCAACUUUGAAAUCAACUCUCCUUUCCACCAAACCCAUCUUGCACCAGCAAGACAAGUCUCCCAUUGUAGGAAAAAAAAAAAAGUCCCUUUCCUCUCUGCUAGGUCAACCCCACCAUAGAGAAGGCUGGGUCAGAAGAGUCUGAAAAUUUAUUGUGAAUCAAUUCCCCAGCUCCCUUCCAGAGUAGGCAGUCAGGGCCGGGAGGAGCAAUGGCCUCAGCAAGCAGGGCUAGUGGGUAUCUUUCCAUUUCACCAGUUUCCUGACCCAGGAAGAAGAGAGCCCCUUGGCAUCCAGCCAGAGGUCCAAAAGAAGACUCAGAGUGGGGACUUCACCUCCUGCAAAGUCCACUGCUGUAUCCAUCCUGUUGCUGCUGCAUGCAUACGCUUCUGGCAAACAGUCCAGUGUGCACAGGAAAGAGGCAAACAUCGCACCUCCCCAUCGUGCAGAGGGGGGUCCUCUCUGCCUCUCUGCCUCUCUGCUCUCCCUGCUUCUCAAUCCCUUCCACCCGUGGACUUUUGUUCCCGCUUCUCCUGACUGCAAAGAGGUCAUUCCAGUAGAACUUUGAAUUUUAUUUUAUUAAUUUUUUUUUGCUUUUGUCGGUGGCUGUGGUGACAUUGUGCUUGUGUUUUGUGAUUUCUUUGGCAGUGAUUUUCAGUUGUUGCUUAUAAGGGAGGGUUGAGGGUGGGAGUGGGGAGGGCAAGGGGCCUAGAGCUCUAAUUGUUUGUUUUGGAAGAAAAAGGGGAAAAAAAGAACAAAAAAUAUACAUAUCACUCUAGAAAA